Dioszegia hungarica is the source of this 624-nucleotide messenger RNA. RefSeq lists its product as uncharacterized. The transcript has 4 exons. The coding region runs from base 1 to 624 and encodes 207 amino acids. NCBI's taxonomy places the organism in Eukaryota, Fungi, Basidiomycota, Tremellomycetes, Tremellales, Bulleribasidiaceae. The record is from RefSeq and is a predicted model, not a curated record.
AUGAUCCGCAACGCUCUCGCCACUCUGGGAGGCCCUUCUAGACUCCGCUUUGCUGCCCAGCGCAGUUACGCAGGCCCGAAUGUUGUCCGAACUUUCCAGACAACCCGUCCAGCUCUCAAGAAGCGUCGUACUGUCGAAGUCGAAGAGGACGUUGACUCCGCCGAAGCUGAGGACGAGGCUCUCUUUGACGACGACGCGGGAGUCACUGCACCGGGAACGAUAGUCGACCGCAAAACGCAGCGAGAGAAUAUCAAGAGCUCGAUCCUCGCCGCGGUAGCUGUGAAGGGCAAGGAGAGACGCGUGGCGGGUGCAUCGUUACCAAUAGGGUCACUGCGGAAGGUGGCGCAGUUGAGUGAGAGUGCGGAAGAUGUGGAGGAGCUUCGAGGGGUAUUGCGGACAUGGCGUGUACUGGGGAAGAAGGUGACAACCCAGACUGCUGUUGAGAUCAUUGGUCGAUGUUGCAAUCUCGGUCGACCAGACCUUGCCAAGGAGUUGAGCCAAGACAGAGUCCAAUACGGGUUUCCGGAAGUUCCCUCAGCCGCCCAGUUCACGAUCGACGCUGCUCUCGCGAAUUUCUCCCCAGCCCCGGUAUCAGCAUCUGGCGAAGCAGCACUGCCAGCGUGA